CAGUGUGAUACGGAGUAUAAAACCCCGAGCUUACAGUGACAGCUGACACGAGAAAGGGCGAGGUGUGUAGAGAAUGGGUUUCGGCAACAUGAGCAGCUGCCUGCCUCUUCUGGUUAUCUUGUGCUGUGGUAUGUUCCAAGACAUUCUGUCCCAAAAUCACAACUGUCCAUCAGGUCAUCAAUUUGAACCAUCACAAAACAAAUGUUUCGAUAUCAAUGAAUGUGAAAAUGUUACUAUAUGUGGACCUCGCAAAAUGUGUUGGAACACAGCUGGUUCUUACAAGUGUCCAUGCAAGCAAGGGUACAAUGAAAUCAAACAGGACUGUGAAGAUAUCGAUGAAUGUACUUCCACUCCGUGUGCCCAUGAAGCAACUUGUCAGAACACAGAUGGGUCUUUCAACUGUAUUUGCAGCACAGGUUUUCAGUCGACUGAGAAGGCUGGCUCCAAUGGAAGGAGGAGCUGUGAAGAUAUCGAUGAAUGCAAAUCCUCACCUUGUCACAAACAUGCAACUUGCAUCAACGUGAUGGGAUCCUACCAGUGCAACUGCAACACAGGGUUUCGGGCAUUACCUGCGACCACCAACCUCACAGCAGGGAAAGUUUGUGAAGAUGUGGAUGAAUGCCAGGAUAAAAGUGCGUGCGGAGUGAACACGACCUGUCGCAACUCCUUUGGGUCUUUUUACUGCACCUGCAAAGUGGGAUAUCACCAGAAACAGGGAGACACUCAGCUGGCCUGUACAGUGGAUCCACUUUACUGUCCUGUCUCUGAGAAGCAGAACUCUACGCUGUCGCAGUGCAACUUGAAUUAUCCAGCAAACGCCCAGCAGAUUGCCCAGUUAAACUCUGCAGAAGACGUGCUGACAGUAACUGAUUGCUACCGUGAUAAAAUCUGUGAGAAUUUCAGUGUGACAAACGAUACCAAGGAUAUAACAACAUUUGUAAACAGUGUUCUUAAUAGUUCCCGGCUGAAGAGCAUGGACACCACUCAAAGGCUGGAGGUGGCAACGGCCGCAGUGGACCUCUUGGAGAACAUGGCAAUGGCGAUUGCUCUGAAACUACCAAGUUCAAAGGCAGAGACCAUAGAAACAAACUCUUUUGUUCUUAAGGUCAAGGUGCCUAAAAGGAACAAUGCGGGUGCAGACCAACAGGUGAAAUUGGAAACUCAGAAUAAUUCCUUCGAGAUUUACUGGAGAACUAUUGCUGGAGAAAAUAACACUGAGUUUCAGGCCGUUUCCUUUAUUGUAUUCAAAGACUUGGAAUCCCUGCUGAACCAAGUGAUUGAAGACGGCCGUCCAUCUCAGAACAAUGUCUCAUUAAACUCCCAGGUGAUAGCCGCCACCAUCAGCAACAAAGCUGUCAGCUCUAAUCUGAAGGAAAAGUUCAAUUUGACUCUGAAACUCAACCAGGAAAAGGAAGUUGGUGAAGAGCUAGAAUGUGUCUAUUGGAGUAAUACCGAAAAGAACAGUGUCUGGAAAUCUGAUGGUUGUGAACGGAUCGAUUCCAAUCAGACCCAUGUAACCUGCCAGUGUAACCACCUGACAAGCUUUGCUAUUUUAAUGGUUCCAGUUAAGAUUGAGACUGACGAUUGGCACUUGGAGGUGAUCACCUACAUCGGCCUCAUCAUCUCCCUUUUCUGCCUCGCUGCCUCCAUCGCCGUAUUUGUCAACUGCAAAUCCAUCCAGAAUGCUAACACCAAUCUUCACAAGCACCUGAGUAUCACCCUCUUCCUGGCACAGUUCAUCUUUCUGAUCGGAAUGCGGAUUAAACAGCCGGUCGUGUGCGCCCUGAUUGCCGGGUGUCUGCAUUACCUCUUCCUUGCCGUCUUCGUCUGGAUGUUCCUGGACAGUCUGCAGCUUUUCAUCAUGUCCAGAAAAUUGACAGUCACCAAUUACACUCGCACACAUAUCAUCAAACGAAGAUACCUGUACGUUUCUGCUUAUGCUGCUCCUGCUGUGAUAGUCAUUAUCUCAGCAGCAAUAUACCCCGGAGGCUAUGGAACAAAAACCACCUGUUGGCUGAAGCACAAGUUGGGGUUUAACUGGAGUUUCCAGGGCCCGGUCUGUUUCGUGAUUCUGGUCAAUACAGUCCUUUUAUUUGCGACUCUCUACUUACUGAGACGCCAUUUGAACUCGCGCAACAAGGAGGUGUCGAAGCUGAAGGAAACCAAAUCCCUAACCAUUAAGGCUGCAGCACGGAUGCUUGUUUUGGGAUCCAUGUGGAUCUUUGGAAUAUUUCAAGUUGAUAAGAGCACUGCAGUGUUCUCCCACUUAUUCACGGUCAUCAACAGUCUCCAGGGUCUGUUCAUUUUCCUUAUUUACUGCGUUUUCAAUCGCCGGGUGGUUGAUGAAUUUAGGAAAUGGUUGACCAGUAAACAGAAGAGCAUUACCACAGGGUCCUCACAGAUGGAGAUGAACACGACUGAGGUACGUGGUAAGGUCCAGUACCUUGUGGACUGGGAAGGUAUGGCCCAGAGGAACGUACUUGGCUCGCAGCGAAGGACAUCUUGGACAAGUCGCUGAUCCGGGACUUCCAGCGGACACAGCUCUGUGGCGUCUCAGGGGCUAUGACUCGAGAGGGGGGCCCUGUCACAACCACGGAUUCAGCAGCGCAGUAGAUGUGGCAAUUGCGCUUGUGAAUUUGCACGUGUUGGGAGAAGAAGAAGGCGGGAGGAGAAGAUGGCGGUGCGCCUGCGAGUGCGCAGCUCUCCGGUGAAAAAUGAUAUUGUAUCUGUUAAAUAGGGGCCGUGGACAAUUCUGAUUUGAUGGAGAAUGGACGUGAAAGCACAGAGGAACAUCUGGAGAAAUUUCUGAAAUGCCCAUUCGCUGCUGUCAUUAGUGUGUGGUCAGGAACUUUCGGAGGGUGGGCUUCAAAAUCCCCGGUCUUGCCUGCUUUUGGCGACUGAGAAGGAGGUCGAAUCAUUCGGACAGAGAUGGCGCUCAGUACUCGUGUCGGAGAGCUGAUCAGAGCUCGAAGUUUUUGGAUGACUCAGAGUCGGAUUGUGGUCGGCAUGGCAGGGAGAUUUUUCUUCCUUCUCCCAUCUGCGUGAGAUGUGGGACAUUUGAGAAACUUUGAACUUUACUGUGCUCAUGGACUUCUUCAUCAAGUUAUGGUAUUGUUACACUGUUUGUAACUAUAUGUUAUAAUUAUGUGGUUUUGUCAGUUUUUUCAGUCUCGGUUUGUCUUGUGUUUUUGUGAUAUCACACUGGAGGGAAUAAUGUAUCAUUUCUUAAUGCAUGCAUUACUAAGUGACAAUAAAAGAGGACUACGUGUCUUCAUAAUCAUCAUCAUCCUCGGAGAGAGCUGUCUUCCUUAAAACCACAAUUUUAGAAUCUCGCUUCUGUUCCUCUAUAAAUUCCUUUCUU
Messenger RNA from Mobula hypostoma (lesser devil ray), 3361 nucleotides. RefSeq names its product adhesion G protein-coupled receptor E2-like. Gene Ontology annotation, cellular component: plasma membrane. Lineage: Eukaryota; Metazoa; Chordata; Chondrichthyes; Myliobatiformes; Myliobatidae. The record is from RefSeq and is a predicted model, not a curated record. Gene Ontology annotation, biological process: cell surface receptor signaling pathway; adenylate cyclase-activating G protein-coupled receptor signaling pathway. Gene Ontology annotation, molecular function: G protein-coupled receptor activity; calcium ion binding. Bases 74 to 2518 code for a protein of 814 amino acids. The transcript has 20 exons.